UUCCACUUUUCUUGUUUUUUUUUUUGUGGAUUUAUUUGGUUUAUUUAUUUUUUCCAAAGCCUCUUUGUGACCAAGUUGUCUUUAGCCCUUUGAUUAUUACGAUUAUGUUUUUUUUUGGCAUGCUUACGAGUUUAGUCUUCCUUUUUUAAGCACACCCCUUUUUAAGAUAUCUGUGUGUAGAUUCGGUUGAGCUCAUAGGUGCCACCCUAUUCUUCAUCUUUAUAAUUCAAGUUUUCUUUCCAGGUAGAAGGACAAGAAAAUAAUGAGCCAUUGCCAUAGAAACACAAAGGGUUAAAGGUUUUUCUUUUUCAUUUUGUUCUGGGUUCUGUGUACUCCACUUGAUCAAAUCUGCACCCCUUUUCUUCCUGAGAGAAGCUUUCAAGUUGUGGAAAGUUUGUUCGUUUGCCCCAGACCCUAGAAUUUUUAUCUUUUUUGGGAAAAUUAUUAUUAUUAUUAAUUUUUUUUGGUGACGGUUGCUCUUCGACAUGCUACCUCUCAAGUAAGAGCCCUCACAUUGCCCUGAGACUAGCCGGAUAAAAUCACCUACCUUUGCUCCGAGCACACGCUUGAGAAACGAAGGUUAUCUUUCCAAAAAAAAAAGACUUUGAUACUUUUAAUGGUUGAAGUCUGUUUUGCCAGUUUUAGUCUGCGAGUGAGCACAAGGGGUCUUACGGGCCUGAUGGAAGCUUUCCUCAGGUGAGUGAGUUUCGGAGUCACAGCUUAGAGGUGCCGGUUUUUGUUUUUGGGUUUUUUUUCUUUUUAAAGUUAGAUCCCGUUGCAGGUCUUUUACCCGUUAGACUAUCAGCCUGCAUGAAUGAGUUAGGGCUAGUCUCUCUCUCUUGCUCUCUGUUUUUUUUUUCUUUUACUUGCUUAAUUGUAAUUGAUUGAAACAUGUAUGUCAGAAUUCACAGGCCCAUACUAACUGUCCUUAAUUUCUUUCCUACAGCAGUACUGCUAUAUGCCAGUCCUGUCUGCAUCCUUAAGGGUGCAGUUCAACACAUCCUGUGUAGAUUAUGGUGACAGACUACCAAGGGGAAGUGUGAUGAGAGCUAGCGUCAGGGUUGACACUGCCCAUUGGACCUGACGUUUAGCCUAGACCGAUGUUAACGUUAGCGUCUCUCUCCCCCACACUGGGGCCGCUAUCCUCUCUGUACAGCCUCUGUCUCGGGAAAGCUGAUUUCUGAUCUCCUUGGGCUGCUCUUAAAUACCGGCGAAGCUAUAGCCACAGCAAAUUGGGGCCACCCCGGAGACAGAGCAGAGCAGCGCGCCCUUCCCAAUCCCGUCCCAAACCUUUCCCGCCCGUGGUCGCUUCGCUGGUAAAUGGGAACGGAUUUUUACAUUUAUUCUGGCAAAUGGUGGCCUCCGUCCGUUAUCCGACUCGCCCCCGGAAAAAGCCGACGAAGGGGGCCAACUGCAGUGUCGUGAAACACGUAUUCUUUAAAGCCCUCCUCUCGUGACACCUCAGGGUAAAGGUGUAGGAGGGUCUGGAUGAGAUCCGCCAGAACGCGUGUGGGUGUGUGUUUGUGUAUAUGUGGGUAUACACUCACGCGCCCGUAGAUGCGUGUAUAUAUAUAUAUACGGCUAUCCGUACCGUGGCUCCAACACCACGUGAGUCUGGGUGUAGUUAUUCAGAGUCAGGAUUUUAACCGUGUGCACAGGUAAUGUUUUGCAUAUCCACAUCUUUCCAAAGUGUUACUAAUGGUAAAGAGAUAAUUUUCUAGGCUUCUAUUCUGCUGCUUGAAGUCAGAACUGCCGAUGGAGACAAAGGCACGAAAGUGAGGCAAGACCCCCGAUCCUAAAAUGAACGCUAGAACGUAUAUGGACGUUAUGCGGGAACAACAUUUGACUAAAGAAGAGAGAGAAAUUCGGCAGCAGCUGGCCGAAAAAGCUAAAGCCGGAGAGCUGAAAGUCGUCAACGGAGCGGCCUCCCAGCCCCCUUCCAAACGGAAACGGCGUUGGGAUCAGACGGCCGAUCAGACUCCCGGGGCCACCCCGAAAAAGCUGUCGAGCUGGGACCAAGCCGAGACCCCCGGGCACACCCCUUCGUUGCGGUGGGAUGAGACCCCCGGCCGGGCCAAGGGCAGCGAGACGCCCGGCGCCACCCCGGGCUCCAAGAUCUGGGACCCCACCCCGAGUCACACCCCGGCGGGGGCCGCCACCCCCGGGCGGGGGGACACGCCCGGCCACGCCACCCCGGGUCACGGAGGGGCCACGUCCAGCGCCCGCAAAAACAGAUGGGACGAGACCCCCAAAACCGAAAGAGACACUCCCGGGCACGGCAGCGGGUGGGCCGAGACCCCCAGAACGGACCGCGGCGGAGACUCCAUCGGGGAAACGCCGACGCCCGGAGCGAGCAAGAGGAAAUCGCGUUGGGACGAAACCCCGGCCAGCCAGAUGGGCGGCAGCACCCCCGUGCUGACUCCCGGCAAGACGCCCAUCGGCACCCCCGCCAUGAACAUGGCGACGCCCACGCCCGGGCACAUGAUGAGCAUGACCCCCGAACAGCUUCAGGCUUGGCGCUGGGAGCGGGAAAUCGACGAGAGGAACCGCCCGCUUUCUGACGAAGAGUUGGAUGCCAUGUUCCCAGAAGGAUACAAGGUCCUCCCCCCUCCAGCGGGAUACGUGCCCAUCCGAACCCCGGCUCGGAAACUGACGGCCACCCCGACGCCGCUGGGCGGGAUGAGCGGGUUCCACAUGCAGACCGAGGACCGGACCAUGAAGAGCGUCAACGACCAGCCCUCCGGGAACCUGCCCUUUCUAAAGCCGGACGACAUUCAGUACUUCGAUAAGUUAUUGGUGGACGUCGAUGAAUCAACCCUCAGUCCGGAAGAGCAGAAAGAGAGAAAAAUAAUGAAGCUGCUCUUAAAGAUUAAGAACGGAACGCCUCCGAUGAGAAAGGCCGCGUUGCGUCAAAUUACGGAUAAAGCUCGCGAAUUUGGAGCCGGCCCACUGUUUAAUCAGAUUCUCCCUUUACUGAUGUCCCCCACACUUGAGGACCAAGAGCGUCAUUUACUCGUCAAAGUCAUCGACCGGAUCUUGUACAAACUGGACGACCUGGUUCGCCCUUACGUCCAUAAGAUCCUCGUGGUCAUCGAGCCCUUGUUGAUUGAUGAAGAUUACUAUGCUCGAGUGGAAGGCAGAGAAAUUAUCUCCAACUUGGCUAAGGCCGCGGGGCUGGCCACCAUGAUCUCCACCAUGCGCCCCGACAUCGACAACAUGGACGAGUACGUCCGGAACACGACGGCCCGGGCCUUCGCCGUGGUGGCGUCCGCCCUGGGCAUCCCUUCCCUGCUGCCCUUCCUGAAGGCCGUGUGCAAGAGCAAGAAAUCGUGGCAGGCCCGCCACACCGGCAUCAAGAUCGUGCAGCAGAUCGCCAUCCUCAUGGGCUGCGCCAUCCUCCCUCAUCUCCGGAGUUUAGUGGAGAUUAUCGAGCACGGGCUCGUGGACGAGCAGCAGAAAGUCCGGACCAUCAGCGCUCUGGCCAUCGCGGCUCUGGCCGAGGCGGCCACGCCUUACGGCAUCGAGUCCUUCGACUCGGUCUUAAAGCCCCUGUGGAAGGGUAUCCGCCAGCAUCGGGGGAAGGGCCUGGCUGCCUUCCUGAAGGCCAUCGGGUACCUGAUUCCCCUCAUGGACGCGGAGUACGCCAACUACUACACCCGGGAGGUGAUGCUCAUCCUCAUCCGAGAAUUCCAGUCCCCCGACGAGGAAAUGAAGAAAAUCGUGCUGAAGGUGGUGAAGCAGUGCUGCGGAACAGAUGGCGUCGAAGCCAAUUAUAUUAAAACCGAGAUCCUCCCUCCUUUUUUCAAACACUUCUGGCAACAUAGAAUGGCUUUGGACCGGCGAAAUUACCGACAGCUGGUGGACACCACGGUGGAGCUGGCCAACAAAGUGGGAGCGGCCGAGAUCAUCUCCCGGAUCGUGGACGACCUGAAGGACGAGGCGGAGCAGUACCGGAAGAUGGUCAUGGAGACCAUCGAGAAGAUCAUGGGGAACCUGGGGGCCGCCGACAUCGACCACAAGCUGGAAGAGCAGCUCAUCGACGGGAUCCUGUACGCCUUCCAGGAGCAGACCACGGAGGACUCGGUGAUGCUGAACGGGUUCGGCACGGUGGUCAACGCCCUGGGCAAGCGCGUCAAACCCUACCUGCCGCAGAUCUGUGGCACUGUCCUGUGGCGGCUCAACAACAAGUCGGCCAAAGUCCGGCAGCAGGCCGCCGACCUCAUCUCCCGCACGGCCGUCGUCAUGAAGACGUGCCAAGAGGAGAAGCUGAUGGGGCACUUGGGCGUGGUGCUGUACGAAUACCUGGGCGAGGAAUACCCGGAGGUGCUGGGCAGCAUCCUCGGCGCCCUGAAGGCCAUCGUCAACGUCAUCGGCAUGCACAAGAUGACCCCCCCGAUCAAGGACCUCCUGCCCCGGCUCACCCCCAUCCUGAAGAACAGGCACGAGAAAGUCCAGGAGAACUGCAUCGACCUCGUCGGCCGCAUCGCCGACAGGGGGGCCGAGUACGUGUCUGCGAGGGAGUGGAUGCGAAUCUGCUUCGAACUGUUGGAGCUGUUGAAAGCGCAUAAAAAGGCGAUCCGGAGGGCCACCGUCAACACGUUCGGGUACAUCGCCAAAGCUAUCGGGCCGCACGACGUGUUGGCCACCCUCCUCAACAACCUGAAGGUCCAGGAGCGGCAGAACCGCGUGUGCACCACGGUGGCCAUCGCCAUCGUCGCCGAGACGUGCUCCCCGUUCACCGUCCUGCCCGCCCUGAUGAACGAGUACCGCGUCCCCGAGCUCAACGUCCAGAACGGCGUGCUCAAGUCGCUCUCCUUCCUGUUCGAGUACAUCGGCGAGAUGGGCAAGGACUACAUCUACGCCGUCACCCCGUUGCUGGAGGACGCCCUGAUGGACAGGGACCUGGUGCACCGUCAGACGGCCAGCGCGGUCGUCCAGCACAUGUCGCUGGGCGUGUACGGCUUCGGCUGCGAGGACUCCCUCAACCACCUGCUCAACUACGUGUGGCCCAACGUGUUCGAGACGUCGCCGCACGUCAUCCAGGCCGUCAUGGGGGCCCUCGAGGGCCUGCGCGUGGCCAUCGGACCCUGCCGGAUGCUGCAGUACUGCCUGCAGGGCCUCUUCCACCCAGCCCGGAAAGUGCGGGACGUCUACUGGAAGAUCUACAACUCCAUCUACAUCGGCUCCCAGGACGCCCUCAUCGCCCACUACCCCCGCAUCUACAACGACGAGAAGAACACCUACAUCCGUUACGAACUCGAUUACAUCUUGUAACCCGCUCCCCCCGACACCCCGCCGGUCCCCCUCUCUCCACCCCACCCCAGCCCCCCACCUCCCACCCGCCUCCGUUCAGGCGGGCGUCACAACCCUCUCGACGCGGCCGGCCGGCAAGGCGGAGAGGAACAGUCAGCGGUCCGGGAGCGUG
This is a messenger RNA of Tachyglossus aculeatus (Australian echidna), 5425 nucleotides long. RefSeq names its product splicing factor 3b subunit 1 (gene SF3B1). Gene Ontology annotation, cellular component: U2 snRNP; U12-type spliceosomal complex; catalytic step 2 spliceosome. Gene Ontology annotation, biological process: spliceosomal complex assembly. Gene Ontology annotation, molecular function: mRNA binding. The coding region runs from base 1801 to 5274 and encodes 1157 amino acids. NCBI's taxonomy places the organism in Eukaryota, Metazoa, Chordata, Mammalia, Monotremata, Tachyglossidae. The transcript has 22 exons. The record is from RefSeq and is a predicted model, not a curated record.